AUGACUGUUCCGGCAACGGUGUCAACGAUGUCAAUCAGACAAACCGGUGAAUUCAUAAAACAUCAACAACUAGGCAAACAGGGCUCGGAACCGGUCAACUUUCCACCGCGCUAUCAUCCACCACCUGCCGCUGCGAGCUCCAAAUUACCCACUACGGACGCGACCGCUAAGGAAUUCAAACCUAAUACUAAAACUAUAGAUCCAAAUAAGUUUCAAUAUCCAGUGGGAGUGCCCAAUACGACUCCGGGUUUAUACCCGCCCGGUGCCUAUCCUCACCUCAAGUAUUUCCACGGCCCGGGAUAUCCAUUACCUCCCGCGGCUUUACGGAUGAUACGACCGAGUGGUGAGAUCGUCACCAAAGCUAUAGUACACGAACCUGUCGAAGCAACGGCGAGGGCGAGGAGUGCCGACGAUACACAACGUGCUCAUCGAAAUUUAGAAGAGGAACAGAUACACAGACGAUCCGCUGACAUGCUCAAGUUCACGAAACGUAUCGAAUCUGAUGCUACUCGUCAAUCGACCGAUCAGAGGCGGCAAAUUCAAACACUUUUAGACGAAAUAAAAGCAUUGAAAGAGGCUAAUCGGCGAUUAAGCGAAGAUAAUCAAGAGCUCCGUGACCUGUGCUGCUUUUUAGAUGACGAUCGUCAAAAAGGUCGUAAACUAGCGCGCGAGUGGCAACGAUUUGGAAGAUACACGGCUUCCGUGAUGAGACAAGAAGUGUCGGCCUACCAAAACAAACUGCGUGAGUUGGAUGAUAAGCAACAAGAACUCAUACGAGAUAAUUUAGAAUUAAAAGAACUAUGCCUGUACUUAGAUGAAGAACGCGAGCGUAUGUCGUGCGUGAAUUGUGGAAGGACAGCGACCAGAGAGAGGGACGACGGCGAUGGAAGCAGCAGUGGAACAAACGCUGAAGAAGUAACACGACCACAGACCGCUUCUAUAUCAAUAACACAUCCACAACUUGCUGAACGUACUGUUCAAUACGUGAGAGACUUGGAACAAAAAGUAAGACGAUUAGAAGCAGAGAAAGGUAUGGGAAAUGGACUGAAUGAAAGGCCAGAAGCGGUGGUACGAGCAUUACAAGUGUUGGAAGUAAGAGAAAGAGUUGAGAGAGAAAGAAGAAGACCAGCUCCUGACUUAGAUUGUGGCGAACAAGCGCUAGUGAGGGAAAUGUGUAACGUUGUUUGGGGAAAAUUAGAGGACGCACCACCGCAGGCACCGCCGCGUUGA
This is a messenger RNA of Danaus chrysippus (African queen), 1230 nucleotides long. NCBI's taxonomy places the organism in Eukaryota, Metazoa, Arthropoda, Insecta, Lepidoptera, Nymphalidae. The record is from the annotation of a GenBank genome assembly.